Pelmatolapia mariae (spotted tilapia) is the source of this 2044-nucleotide messenger RNA. It is a transcript of the gene ciao2b, whose product is annotated as cytosolic iron-sulfur assembly component 2B. The record is from RefSeq and is a predicted model, not a curated record. The transcript is spliced from 5 exons. The coding region runs from base 101 to 580 and encodes 159 amino acids. NCBI's taxonomy places the organism in Eukaryota, Metazoa, Chordata, Actinopteri, Cichliformes, Cichlidae. Gene Ontology annotation, biological process: iron-sulfur cluster assembly. Gene Ontology annotation, cellular component: cytosolic [4Fe-4S] assembly targeting complex.
UUCAUUAGGGCGCUAGUUAUACAGCUUGUUUGCAGCGGCAAGCUCUGAAAAAAAUACGAGGUUUUUUACUGUUUAACGCGGACUAAACUAAGCGCUGAACAUGUCCGAGGGGACCCGCUUGGAGAAUGCAAACCCUGUGAUUUUUCAGCGGUCGGGGGACAGAGUACAGACGGCGUCCGAAGAGGAUGAAGACGUCCACGACCCCAUCGACGACAGAGAAAUAUUCGAUCUGAUCAGAUCUAUCAAUGACCCAGAGCAUCCACUGUCACUGGAAGAGCUCAAUGUUGUGGAGCAACUUCGAGUUAAGGUUAAUGAUGCAGAGAGUACUGUGGGUGUUGAGUUCACACCCACCAUCCCUCACUGCAGCAUGGCAACACUCAUUGGUCUGUCAAUCAAAGUCAAGCUUCUGCGCUCCCUGCCAGACAGGUUCAAAAUUGAUGUUUGUAUCACUCCUGGGACUCAUGCUUCAGAGGAAGCAGUGAACAAACAGCUGGCAGACAAAGAGAGAGUGGCAGCAGCUCUGGAGAAUGCAUCUCUACUGGAGGUGGUCAACCAGUGUCUGUCGACCAGGAGCAUCUGAACAGCCAGCCAGCUUUACCCUUGUCAGCUUUUAGACUCAGAUUUUUGCAGGAGGACAUGUUUGGUUUCUUUGAAAACUUGCUGUGUAUCUACCAACUAUCCACACACUUCUACUCCUGGUAUGAGUAGCGGGAAUGAUCAGGAUCAUACAGGUUCUGUACAUUGGCAACAUUUACUGAAUAAGAGUGCAGAGAAAGCCAGUUCUUAAAUUCCCAAAGAAUAAUAUAAUCUGAGUGUAAGCUCAUAACACAGAGUUGUUUGGACAAAGAAAUUAUUCUUCCACCUGGAAAUUUUAACAGUGUGAAAAUACAGAGAAACUAUACCUGAUACAUUUGUCAUAUACACUCACCAGCCACUUUGUCAGGUAUACCUGUUCAACUGCUCAUUCAUUUAAUUAUUAAUCAGCCACUCAUGUGUGAAGAACCAAAUGCAUUUCAACAUAUAUACACGAGAAAGGUCAUCUGCUGAAGUUUCAAUGUAAUUUAAGUGAUGUUGAAUGUGGCAAAGGUGUUGGUGCUAGACUUGGCUGGCCUGAGCAUGUUAUAAAAUGCUUAUCUAGUGGGGUUUCCCCACUCUCCAUCCACUUGUGGGGUUUACAGAGAAUGGUCUAAAUUAAAAAGAAAAUAUCCAGUAAGAGGCAGGUUUCUGGGUGAAAAUACCUUGUUGAAGAAAAUGGCCAGACUUGAAGGCCACAAUGGCUCAAAUGACUACUCCUUAUAAAACCAAGCUAUGCGGAAAAGCAUCUCAAAAUGCAAAGUAAGUCAAACAUUGAAGGAGAUUGGCUAAAGCAGCAGAAGACCACUCUGGGUACUAUUUCUGUCAGCUAAGAACGGGAAAAUGAGGCUACAGUUCACAUGAAUUCACCAAAAUUGGCUGGUGUGAUGAGUCUCAAUUUCUGCUGACAUUCAGAUGGCAGGGUCAGGAUUUGGAAUAAAUAACAAGAAACCAUGGAUACAUCCUGGUUUGUAUCAACAGUUUAGGCUGGUAGUGGUGGUGUAAUGUUUUGCGGGAUAUCUUCUUGGCACACUUUGAGCCCCUUGUAACAACUGAGCAUCAUUUAAACACCACAACCUACCUGAGUGUUGUUGCUGACCAUGUCCAUCUCUUUAUGGCCACAGUUUACCCAUCUUCUCAUGGCUGCUUCCAGCAUCAUUCCACAAAACUGAAGUCUACUCACUGGUUUCUUGAACAUGCCAAUAACUUCACUGUACUCCAAUGGCCUCCACAGUCACCAGAUCUCAAUCCAAUAGAGCAGCGGUUCCCAACCCACGGACCGGUACCGGUCUGUGAGUCGUUUGGUACCGGGCGGCGAGAGUUGAGGCUUGGGUUCCAACGUGAUAACAGUAAGGUGUACCUAACAAAGUGUCUACUGUGUGUACGUUAGUAGCUUUUUUAUACUCGCAUUGUGACUCAUAAUUCCUCUGCAAUAACUGUUGCAUAUAAUCUUAAUGUUUUUGAAAUGUUA